Molecule: messenger RNA, 1392 nt
Organism: Galendromus occidentalis (western predatory mite)
Lineage: Eukaryota; Metazoa; Arthropoda; Arachnida; Mesostigmata; Phytoseiidae
Exons: 1
Molecular function (GO): nucleic acid binding; zinc ion binding
Source: RefSeq, a predicted model, not a curated record
AUGGCGAAGAGCACGAAUCCGGGUACGCUACCCUUGCCGACCCCGUUGCCGCUUUUCCCACCCAACAGGAGAAAGAAGUGGCUGGAAUUCAGAGAGGACUUUUACGAUUACGCGCUCUCGAACGGCAUCUUCGGACAGACUCCUGAGGUGCAGCUAUCACACUUCAGAACAGCUCUAGGACCCCAGUGCAAGAGUAAAUUGCGAGCGCUUAAAGUCACGGUAGCGAACAACUCGGUCGACGUCAUCAAAUUGGCGGCGGAGUCAAAUAUCCCCAGUCCUCUUCUGGAAUCGACUGUCAAGGCAUGGGAGAAGGAAUACUGUGGCAAACAGAACGUUUUGGUCGUACGCGAAAAAUUCUACGCGUGCAAUCAAGGAAGUAUUGACUUCGAACGUUUCCUCGAGAAGGUGUGCGAACUGGCGGAAGAUUGUGAAUUCCCAACGGAGGUCAAAGAUGAGAUGAUUCGCGAUCGAUUGGUGCUCGGAUUGGAUAGUGAUCGCUUGAAGGAUCGAGUGAUUCAGAAUGAUAAGAAUGACCUUCGGUCGGUCAUCGAGGUGUUAAGGAGAUCCUCGCGAUCGUUGCCAAUGAUUUCGACUACGGCGGAGAUCAGUGGCGCGGUGAAAGAGGAGGCAGUGCACAAAGUGAGGGGAGAGAGGGCCUCUAGACAGUCAGCUGGCCAGAGCAAAACAGAAGGUGGAAAAUGCCAGUUCUGUCAAUAUGUGCAUCGCCCCGGACAAGUUUGCCCAGCCAAAGAUCGUAAGUGCGCGAAGUGUAACAAAUUCGGACACUUCGCAAAGGCGUGCAGGCAAUCGAAUAGAGUGAACUUCAUACACGACGAGGGGGAAACGAGCACUGACUACGAGAGUGACGAAAACGAAGCUUUUGCUGUGAUGCCCGAGCAAGGGAUAAGGAAGAAGAAAAAACGAGUGUUUGGAAACCUGACACUGAGGUAUCAAGGCCGUGAUCGGAUUGUCAGGCUACAGAUUGACUCAGGGGCAACAGUAAACCUACUUCCUCUGCAGAUGUACAAACAGCUCAGAGCUCAAGGCGCAAUUGCGCCCAUGAAGAAAUCGUCGAUGAAUCUACGUAUGUACAACGGAGACUACUCAAGGGCUGUCGGCGAGGUUUCGGCGGUUCUCUUCAAUAACUCGAGGUCGAUAGAAGUCACCUUCCAGAUUGUGGAUUUACCAGAACAACCACUGUUGGGCGCAAGUGAGUCUCUGGCUCUGGGGUGCAUCAAGAUGGGAGACAAUGUGGAGUUCGUGAAUUUGGUGACACCCAUGGAGCAAGAAAAUCAGCUGGAAAACUUACUGAGAGAAUACGACGACGUUUUCAAAGGGGUCGGUCGUCUGCCAGGCAAGGUAAAGAUCCAGCUGAAAGACGAUGUGGUGCCG